This is a messenger RNA of Pelodiscus sinensis (Chinese soft-shelled turtle), 4010 nucleotides long. It is a transcript of the gene PRMT9, whose product is annotated as protein arginine methyltransferase 9. Gene Ontology annotation, biological process: peptidyl-arginine methylation, to asymmetrical-dimethyl arginine; chromatin remodeling. Gene Ontology annotation, cellular component: nucleus. Lineage: Eukaryota; Metazoa; Chordata; Testudines; Trionychidae. Gene Ontology annotation, molecular function: histone methyltransferase activity; protein-arginine N-methyltransferase activity; protein binding. The record is from RefSeq and is a predicted model, not a curated record.
UGCUUCCCCCAGGAGACUCUCGCGCCUUCCGCAGGCGCACACACGGGGUGGUGCCUCGAAUGCCUCUGUAGCCAGGGCGGGUUUAAAGAAUAAAAUACAACAACGGACUAGUCACGGUGCUAACUAAAAGUUGAUGGAUGGUGCCUGCAGCGUGUGACCAAAGAAACACAAAAUAGAGCAGACGGGUACUAAGGAAAAUGUUUCCCCUCAGGACUUGGUAGGAGAAAAAAAUGCUCCCACUUAAAUACGUGUGGAUGUGGUUCUGCACAAAGUGCCAGCAUACCUCUGGGGCAGCUUUCUCGUGUCCAGCACUCGUUUCCUCCAGCAGGAGUAAUAUUCCUUCUAAAGAGCUAAUCAGUAGAUGGAUAUAGUUUAAAAUGCCAAUAUAAACAUCACCCGAACUUUUACUGAUCUGUUUUCUCUUUAGUGCACAGUUAAUUUUCUUCAAAAUGCCCAACUCUAAUGGCAGAUCUCACCGUGGCCAUCGAGGUAGUCGAAAAGCUGGCAGACAUGAACUGGUUUCCACAUCUUUACAGAGUGCUCAGCAUUGUCUGGAAGAUCAGGAUUUUGGAACUGCAUAUGCCCACUACCUCCUGGUACUAAAUCUAGCUCCUGAGCUAAAAAGUGACAUCAGGGAAACUUUUCAAUUUACCCUCUUCAAAUGGGCUGAAGAGCUAGCUUCUCUUGCACGGAUUCAAGAUUUAUUUAACUGCUAUGAACAGGCUCUGGAACUGUUUCCUAAUGAUGAAGUAAUAUGUAAUAGUAUGGGGGAACAUCUCUUCAGAAUGGGCUUUAGAGAUGAAGCAGCUGGAUAUUUCCACAAAGCACUGAAGCUAAAUCCUGACUUUGCUGAUGCAAAGGAGAAUUUUUACCGUGUUGCAAACUGGCUGGUAGAACGUUGGCACUUUAUUAUGCUUAAUGACAUCAACAGGAAUCUAAUUUAUCAGAAAGCCAUUGAGAAGGUGGUCCACUCUGGUUGCAGAACUGUUCUAGAUAUUGGAGCAGGAACAGGAAUACUCAGUAUGUUUGCCAAGAAGGCUGGAGCACCUUCUGUCUAUGCUUGCGAGUUGUCAAAGACCAUGUAUGAACUUGCUUGUGAUGUGGUGGCAGCAAAUAAUAUGGAAGGAAAGAUCAAACUUCUGCAUAUGAAGUCUCUUGAUAUAGAAAUUCCAAAGCACAUACCUGAAAGGGUUUCUCUGGUUGUCACAGAAACUGUAGAUGCAGGUUUGUUUGGAGAAGGGAUUGUGGAGAGUUUGAUACAUGCUUGGGAGCAUUUGCUUUUACAACCAAAGCCUAAAAAUCGAGACUUUGGCACAGAAGACUAUGGUCAAGUUAUUCCUGCAGGUGCUAUUUUAUUUGGGAUGGCAGUGGAAUGCAAAGAGAUACGCAGACAUCACAGGGUGAGAAUACAAGAAGUUGCCUGUGUGCAUUUGGCAGAAACGGUAGAGUUCUGUAGUCCAAUUCAUGCUUCUGUGAACUCGGAAGAAACUAUUGAACCUUACACCACUGAAAAACUCAGUAGAGUUCCUGGGGGGUAUAUGCCUCUAACAGAACCCUUUCAAGUCAUGACAGUGGAUUUCAACAAUCUGGAGGAAUUGAAAAGCCUGGCAACUAGGAAGCCUUGCAAGAUCAGCAUACCUGUCACUCAAGAAGGCAUGUUGGAUGCUAUUGUGGUCUGGUUUGUACUGCAGCUUGAUGAUGAGCACAGUCUGUCUACAAGUCCCAGUGAGGAAACUUGCUGGGAACAAGCAGUCUACCCUGUGGAGGGCCUUCCUGAUUAUUCAGUAAAACCUGGAGACACUGUGAUGAUGGAAGUAUGCUGCCAAGAUUGUUACUUGAGGAUCCAGAAGAUUUCUGUUUUGACUUCAGAGUACGUGAUGGACACUGAAAGGGAGAAUACACUGGCUUUGGGCAAUGAGGCUGAACUAUGUAGUGCUCUGGCUGGUCUUAAAACUACUAGUAUGGAAUCCACUGAAAUUGCACUUCUGAACAAUGUGCCAUACCAUGAAUGCUUUAAUACUGCUAUUGGCAAAGUGCUGUCAUCCUUGAUCCCAUGGAAAGAAUCUCAGGCAAUGGAUGUUGAUGGUCGUGGCAGUCAGAUGAAUUUUGAAGAGAGUCAAAACAAGAACACAUAUUCAACUCAUGACCCUUUAUAUGUAUUAGAUGUGUCUGAGGGUUUUUCAAUUCUGCCAAUAAUUGCUGGCAAACUUGGGCCAAUUAAAGCUUACAGUUCUGUUGAAAAAGAGCAGCAUCAAAGAGCCCUAAACAUAAUUUCAGAAGCCAACCAUUUCCCUAAAGAUACAUUAGAGUUUUGGCUCAGCCACGUGGAAGAUGAGAAUGUGGUGUUACAGAGACCCAAAUCAGACAAACUGUGGAGUAUUAUAAUUCUGGACGUCAUAGAGACUUCAGGUUUAAUCCAGCAGGAGGUGAUGGAAAAGGCAGCAAUAUCCAGGUGUUUGCUUCACUCUGGAGGAAAGAUAUUCCCACAAUAUGUGGUGAUGUAUGGGAUGCUCGUAGAAUCGCAAUCCUUAGUACUUGAAAGUGCAGUUCAAGGGACUGAACCCACACUUGGGUUUAAUAUAGCACCUUUUAUCAACCAGUUCAAGGUGCCUGUUCGUGUGUGUUUGGAUCUUUCCACAUUACCAUGUAUGCCCUUAAGCAAGCCAGCAGCGCUUCUAAGACUAGAUCUCAUGCAUCCCUAUUUGAACAGCUCCAAAAGAGAAGUAAAGGUGCAAGUUUGUAAGUCUGGCCAAGUCACUGCUAUCCCAUUUUGGUAUCAUAUACAUCUAGAUGAUGAUAUUUAUUUGGAUACAUCGAGUGAUUCCUCCCACUGGAAACAGGCUGCAGUUGUUCUUGACAAACCCAUCCUAGUUCAACUUGGAGAUGAACUUGUGCUCAGCAUUCAGCACUAUAAAAGCAGUGUCAGCAUCACAGUAAAACAGUGAAGAGUAGUCACCAGGAAACUGGUUCACAAGUUGAAAUCAGAAAAUGAUCUUGGCUUAAAUCUAAUUAUCUAUGCAUGCUAGCAGAAUGGAUCAGUACUUGAGAUGUUAAAUACAAUAUGAGCCUAAAACAUAGGUUUUAUGUAUUGGUCCAAAAGGGGUUUUUAUUAUUGAUUAAAAAAGUGUUUUUGAUGAGGACCUACUGAUGGAAGUACAAGUGAUUGUGCAUUUUGAACUGUUAUGGUGAAGUCAUAUCUUGUUCUGUAGCAGGAAAUUUCAUUAACUGAAUUGAUUACUUUAUUUCUAAUUUUCCAUUGUGCAAGCUACAGAGGAAGCUGUUACUUCUAUGGCAGGCAUACUCAGAUACCUUAGCAGUAAGCACUGUAUAAACAUCUACAUUCAUAGAAUGCAAUCUUAUGAAACUAGAUCCUUCCCUCAAUCCCCCACCUUUUGUGGCAACUAUUUUAAGUUACACUAAGAUUUAUUAAGGAGGCAAUUUUAAAAUAAACUCAUGAGUACCAUGUGUGACUACAGUCCCUCCUCUGAAACUGUUUGUUUCCUUGGUUGUAGGCUCCACUGAUUUUGUUCUUGAGUCAGUGCUACCCCUACAAUUGCAGCAGCAUAAGUUUGAUCACAGGAGAACUUAACUCUAAAGCAGUGGUCUCCAACCUUUUUACACCCAAGAUCACUUUUUAAAUGUCAGGGCAAGCCAAGAUCUACCCCAUCCCUUCCCCAAGACAACACCCCUUCCUUGAGGCCCUGCCCUCUGUGUUUCCCUCCUCUCCAUCACUUGCUGUCCCCAGGCUUUACUCACUGGGUUAAGACAGAUGGUGUGUGCUCUGGGGUGGAAAGGAGGGAUUUGGGUGUGGGAAGGGGUGAGAGGUACAAACUCGGGGAGGGAAUUUGGGUUCAGGAGGUGAUGGGGAUGCUAGCUCAGGGAUGUGAGGAGUUCAGGUGUAUGGUGGGCUCACGGUUGGGGUCUGCGAGAGGUACAGGAGCAUUGUGAUGCUGCAGCCAGAUGGGGGCUUGGCCACCAGUCUUCAUUUUUAAAUAAAAUGUCAAACACAC